Messenger RNA from Carassius auratus (goldfish), 2640 nucleotides. It is a transcript of the gene bcl2l12, whose product is annotated as BCL2 like 12. Bases 1216 to 2385 code for a protein of 389 amino acids. Lineage: Eukaryota; Metazoa; Chordata; Actinopteri; Cypriniformes; Cyprinidae. The record is from RefSeq and is a predicted model, not a curated record. Gene Ontology annotation, biological process: regulation of extrinsic apoptotic signaling pathway. The transcript has 8 exons.
GGGACAGCUGAAUGAGACAGAGACAAAUUCUGAUGCAUUUGACUAUCGUUUAGAUUUUAAAAGGACAUUUCUUUUUGAGUACAAGUUAAGCUCAGAUGACAGCAUUUGUGGCAUAAAGUUGAUUAGAGCCAAUAAAUAAAUAAAUAUGUUCCCUAAAUGUAUAUGCAUAUAUAAUAAAAACCAAUUUAACCACAUUGCUACCAUGAAAUGUAAUGCUGUAAACCCUAUAACCUAACAACAAGUUUAACAAAAAAAUAUAUAUAAACAAAAAAUGUGAACAGAUUUAUAAAAAAUACAAAAAUAGAUAUAAAAUGACAAGCUUCACAUUUCUGCUUUUAAAACUCCCCCCCAAAUUGGCCUCAUUUACUUCCAUUGUACAAGUGACUCACACUAAUGUCGAUUUUAUAAAAGAAAACAAAGGUCAAAAUGCUUUUGGUGUUAAUCAGCAUUAUGCCAUGCAUGAAUGCUGCUGAUUCAGAAUCCAGAAUAUUCUUCCAGCAACAUGCCUCAUUUGACAGAUCCUUUUCUAAUCCAAAAUUAUUAAAAUAUUGGGCACAUGGCAGGUGGGCCUGAUAAUCAAAAGUAAAGCUAGUCAUGUUACAAUUCUAGCACACAGGUUAGGGUUCCUUUACUAUAUAGCUAUAUACUAUAUUUACUAUAUAGAAAAUAAACAAUAAGAACAAUUCAGAUACAUUUCAUUUUUUUUUCUGGGGUAGCCAGUUUGAACUUUGCACCACAUUUGGAGUCCACCAAACUCUCUGUGUGUGUAUGUGUGUGUGUGUGUGUGUGUGUGUCUCUCUCUCUGAGAGUUCUUUGCUGGUUUCCUGUCACAGAGGAAGUGCCUCACCCAGCUGUGUUGCUCCCUAUUGGCUCACGAUCAGGAGAACAGUGAUUUUGGGCUGAUAGGGUGGCCGAGCGAGGGAUAGAUAGAGGGAGUGCGGAGCGAAGAGAGGGACAAGCAGUCAGGACAGGUCAGAGGGUAGGCAGGAAGAAGAGCGUGCACAGCUAAAUAAAGACAGGCAAGAUGAAGAGAGCAAGUGAAGGAGGGUGCAGACGCGAGAGCAUAUCAUCUCUGCUAAAGAGGAAAUAACUCUGAGGUAAGACAUCAGAGAGCAGAUGAAGCUUCAGAGAAGAAAAACAUAGUUGCACGGACAGAUAUGAAUUUACAAGUAGAAAGAAAAAGCUUGAGAGUUAGUCAACUUUGGACGAUGAAGAAUGUUGCUGCUAAGAGGCUUCUGUGCGAUGGCAGACGGAGUGGUCAGGCCUGCGUCCCCCUCACCCUCCGUCUCCCUCCUGGAGAUCAAAGCAGAGGCACGGUUGGUGCUGAAGUCCUUUCUGCGUCACUCUCUCUCGAUUCCUCCUGGGGAGCGCCCUGGAAGGAUAGGAGGAGAAUACAAGGACCCAAACAAAUACAGAGCCUCAACAAAAGACAAAAUAAAGAAAGAUGCAAAUGGAUGGGACUCCUUAGAUGAAGAGAUCAGUGCCGUAGAGGAAAAGAAACAUGGCAUUAAAAAUUUAAUAAAGAGAAGACUGAGACCCCGUUCAUCUUUGAUCCGCCGUGCUAAGAAAGACGGCAGUUCUGACCCGACUCCAAACAACACCCUGGAGAAGCUGAGUCAGCCGGGACAGUCUGACAAGCCAUCAACAAAUGGAGCACACAGUUUACCCAGAAAAACUGAGGAAGAGAUAUUCCCACCAUCCUCUGCAUCUGAAGAGGAAGGUGACAAGAAAUCGGGUGACAAAAAUAAGAAAAAGAAGAAAAAACUGAAAAUAUCUAAUAUACUCAAAAAAGUGUCAUUCAAGAAAGAAGAGCCUCGUCCUCAGCACCCAGCCUCUCUGAAUUUAAUAAGUGCUACAGAUGCUUCAAAACAUGAGGAUAGUCCUGUUUCACCAUCUCAUCCCCCUGAGUUUUAUGACGGCGUGGCAGAAACUCUGGACAGAAUCGCACAGAAACACAGUGUGAAAAAGAAAUCCCCUGUUAAACCAGAGCCUGUGCCAAGCGCACACAAAGACAGUGACAAAGACGCAGUGGUUCAACAACUAGUUCAGAUAUUAACUUCAGAGGGGGAUGCCAUAAACGGGAAGAUAAACGCCAACCCCUUCCUGCGGUCCACCCUCACACGCCUCUCCUACCCAUCGUUUGCCAAACUCCUCGACACGUACGCCAGUCAGAGUGAGGAGCCCCCCGCUCCGGCUCCGGUCAGCCCUACGCUGCGGCGUCUCGCCAUCACCAUGGAUGUGUCUCGACGGGUGGUCACGGCCACUGGAGUUCAGCGUCUGACCGGGUAUGCUGAACGCUACAUGGAGAGCUUCGCACCAUGGGUGAGGAGUCACGGAGGAUGGGGGAACAUUGCAGACCUGGACGAUGUUCUGGAGUGUGAUUGACCUCUGUUCAGUAUGAACUCUGAAUCAUGUAGCAUGACCUCUGUGAGGAAAGGACGAACAAGAACCAGCCAACUGGGCAACUGACACUACUUGAUUAUAUGGUUUUUGUGCUGAUGUAUUUAUUUUUUUACUUGUAAUUUGACUUUUAUACCAAAAUACAUGAUUCCAAUCAUCUACUGUUGUAUUGCAUCCUUAUUUAGUUGUAAUGUCCUUAACAGACAUUAAUGAAGUACAGAAAAUUGGUUUUUUGGUUGA